This is a messenger RNA of Monopterus albus (swamp eel), 1488 nucleotides long. Its product is annotated as cytochrome P450 2J2-like. Gene Ontology annotation, molecular function: iron ion binding; heme binding; oxidoreductase activity, acting on paired donors, with incorporation or reduction of molecular oxygen, reduced flavin or flavoprotein as one donor, and incorporation of one atom of oxygen. The coding region runs from base 1 to 1488 and encodes 495 amino acids. Lineage: Eukaryota; Metazoa; Chordata; Actinopteri; Synbranchiformes; Synbranchidae. Gene Ontology annotation, biological process: xenobiotic metabolic process. The transcript has 9 exons. The record is from RefSeq and is a predicted model, not a curated record. Gene Ontology annotation, cellular component: intracellular membrane-bounded organelle; cytoplasm.
AUGUGGCUGUGGCUGGAUGGCCACAGUCUGCUCAUGUUCAUGCUGGUCUUCCUGGUGGUAGCUGAGUGUUUAAGGAACCGUCGGCCCAGCAGCUUUCCUCCAGGGCCCUGGGCGUUUCCUCUUGUGGGGAACAUCUUCUCUCUUGAUUUCAACAAUGCCCAUGAAGACAUGACCAAGUUAGCAACAAAGUAUGGGAAUGUGUACAGCCUUAAAAUGGGUCCCAAAUGGACGGUGGUGUUGAAUGGCCUCUACGCCCUGCAAGAAGGUCUACUCACUAAAGGAGACAUCUUGGCUGACCGCCCAGUACUUCCAAUCCAUACUGAUGUGCUGCCUGAACUGGGUAUUAUUUUUACUAAUGGACAUAUGUGGAAACAGCAAAGGCAAUUUUCCCUCUUCACACUCAAAUACUUGGGACUGGGCAAGAAAUCCCUGGAAUCUGCCAUAUUGGAUGAAUUUAUUUACAUGUCCAAGGAAAUUGCUCAUCAUAAAGGCAAACCAUUCAAUCCACACAUCAUCAUCAACAAUGCUGUCUCCAACAACAUCUGCACCAUGGUUUUUGGCCAUCGCUUUGAGUAUGAGGAUGAGAAAUUUGUGAAAUUGCUGAAAUUGUUUGACAGAGGGACUCAACUUGAAGGCUCCAUCUGGGCACAGCUGUACAAUGCAUUUCCCAUGGUGAUGAAGCAUUUGCCGGGGCCACACCACACUCUUCAACACAUUUAUGGUGAAGCAGUAGCCUUGAUGAAAACAGAAAUCAAAAAGCACAAGGAAGGCCGGGACCCUUCUGAGCCCAGAGAUUACAUCGACUGCUACAUGAAUGAGAUUCAAAGGGCCAAAGAGGACAGUGACGACAAUACUGGUUUUCACGAGGACAACUUGGCGAUGUGUUUGUUUGAUCUGUUUGUGGCUGGCACUGAGACCACAUCCACCACCCUGCGCUGGGCUUUGCUCUACAUGGCAAAGUACACUGGGAUUCAGGCAAAGGUCCAGGCUGAGAUUGAUGAUGUGAUUGGACAGUCCAGACAGCCAUCCAUGGAGGACAGAGCAAACUUGCCCUACACUGACGCUGUCAUCCACGAGAUCCAGAGGAUGGGAAACAUAGUUCCUCUCAGUUUGCCUCAUAUCACCAACAGGGACCUCCAACUGGGAGGCUACACAGUCCCAAAGGGUGUUAUAGUAAUUCCCAACUUGACCUCGGUGCUGUUUGACAAGAACGAGUGGGAGACGCCUUUCACCUUUAACCCAGGACACUUUCUAAACGAGGAGGGCAAGUUUGUGAAGCGAGCUGCUUUCAUCCCUUUCUCUGCUGGCAAGCGGGUGUGUCUUGGGGAGAACCUGGCCAGGAUGGAGCUCUUCCUCCUUUUCACCUCCUUCAUGCAGUGCUUCACUGUCUCCAUGCCUCCAGGGGUAAAGCCUGUGCUGAAGCCCCGUUUUGGCAUCACUCUUGCACCAAAGCCCUAUGAAAUCUGUGCCACCUUACGUGUGGUGUGA